This is a messenger RNA of Echinostoma caproni, 585 nucleotides long. Lineage: Eukaryota; Metazoa; Platyhelminthes; Trematoda; Plagiorchiida; Echinostomatidae. The record is from the annotation of a GenBank genome assembly.
ACUAUACCNACACGACGUGCACGGUCGUGCUCACAUGCCUUGUCCCACUCACGAGAACAACGCACAACGAAAUUACCUGCAAUUGAAUCCACCGGAACUAAACGAGAUGCAAAUGGACAACCAUUGAUUAAGUGUCAAAAAGCCCCAUGGGGUGAUUCUAAAGACAACAAAGAACAGCCUGCAGAAACCAUACAUUUUCCACGAAUCUGCAAACGAUGGUCCCCAACACCCGGAGCCGGGCCCAAGUUUCGUAUAUCCGAUGACGACAGUCGAGGCAGUUGUCCAGGCCUGGUGAUAAACACGAACAACACCAGUUACGAUUCGCUCAAUCGACUCUCUUCGCACGUUAGCAAAACCAGUGUUAUCAGUCGACAAAAUCGCACCCCUAGUGCUAGUGUCAUCAAAGGACCUGCUCCAAAUCCGGUUCUAUUGCCGAUCAAUUUUACAGACCUACCAGGUGGCUCUGAAAAACGAGUGCGUGUUAAAACAAAACGGCACAAAUUAAACAUGGGUGAAACUGAAGAAGGAAACAACUUUCCAACUUUUACCGCUCAUAAUCCGACAAACCCGGCCGAGUCUAGGUGA